Truncatella angustata is the source of this 2221-nucleotide messenger RNA. RefSeq names its product Prp31 C terminal domain-containing protein. Gene Ontology annotation, biological process: mRNA splicing, via spliceosome; spliceosomal tri-snRNP complex assembly. The record is from RefSeq and is a predicted model, not a curated record. The transcript has 3 exons. Lineage: Eukaryota; Fungi; Ascomycota; Sordariomycetes; Amphisphaeriales; Sporocadaceae. Bases 428 to 2221 code for a protein of 597 amino acids. Gene Ontology annotation, cellular component: U4/U6 x U5 tri-snRNP complex; precatalytic spliceosome; U4 snRNP.
GAUUGAAUCCUCAAAUCGGCCUACGUUUAGUUGCUUCCAGUACAGCUAUUAAAGUGGGGCACCCGGUGGUUAGCGCCAUUACAUAAGCUUCUUAUCGGACUUAUCUCCAACCGUUUCGCCGUCGCGUAUUCGCCAUUUCAAUUCAUUUUCACUUCACGGCAUUCCAAUGCAGGAACUGCUGCUCUCCGCCCUCUGAUUCUUCGGCACUUGAUUUGCGCUACCUAGGGAAUCUCGUGGCUCGACGUCGGCACCCCCCCGACAAACUUGCUCAGCGGUAAUCCACAGCCCCCCACCGAGAGCGCUCUGAGCCGCCCUGCGCGACCACUACAGCUUCUACCAUUUACGCCCGGCAUACAGGUUUGGAAAGCGGCUGCCUAGGGCGAGCCACGUGUAGCAAGAGCAAGCAAGUUGCGCAAAAUGGACCAUCAUGUCGACUCUCGCCGACGAGCUCCUCAACGACUUCGAGGACUCCGGCUCCGAACAGGGCGAUCCCCAGGAUGACCUUGGCUUGGAUGGCGAGGACUCGUCUGUCCGCCAGGCAAAUGGCCACAGCAAGGAUGACGACGAUGACAUGGUACUCGACGGUGAUGAGGAACCCCCCGAGGAGGAAGAUCAAGAGAUGAGUGGCCUCAACGCCGCCGCCAUACAUCCCAUGGAUGAUCCAGACGAAGCAAAGGCCAAAGUCGAGCAGAUGCAGCUCGGCAGCGUCAAGGAUGUUCGCAAAGUCACCAAGGUCAUGGACAGGCUGGAGCCACUGUUGAAGGUAAGCCAUCCAGCGCAGCCAUCGACGCCCCCUUCCCGCGCACGUGGCACAGCUAACCGACUGGCCUCGGCCCUGCAGGACAUCCAACGAUACCAAUCACAACCUCUCAAUCUGUCGACCAUCAACAUUGGUAACAUUGAGGAUAACCCCGAGUACAAGAUCCUUACCGAGUCCAACACGCUAUCCACCGAGAUCGAUGGCGAGAUCAUGAAGGUACACAAGUUCAUUCGAGAUCAUUACUCUGCCCGCUUCCCUGAGCUCGAAACGCUCAUUCAGAACCCCAUCCAAUAUGCCAAAGUUGUUGCCAUUCUCGGCAAUGGACCUAUGGACUCUAGCAGUAUCAAAGCAUUGCAGGAUAGCACAGAUAACGUCAUCGGCGAGCCGCUCAAGCAUGUGCUCGAGAAGGCCUCGCUCAUGACCGUAACAUUGGAGGCUACAAGAUCUCAGGGACAAAACCUCGGUCGUGACGAGUUGGAUCGCAUUUUCAGGGCUUGUCAAAUGAUUGUGUCUAUGGACAAGGCAAAGAAAACCCUCACGGAAUAUGUCCAAUCUCGGAUGAAUGUCUUCGCCCCUAAUUUGACGGCCAUCAUCGGCUCUCUAGCUGCAGCACAGCUCAUCAACACAGCUGGAGGCUUGACUCCAUUGUCGAGAACACCUUCAUGCAAUUUGGCGGCGUGGGGAAGCAAGAGGCAAGCCAACUCUGCCUUCGCAACAAAUGUCCAGAAUAGGCAGCAGGGCUUCUUGUAUCAUUCACCCAUCAUUCGGGGCAUCCCGACAGAUUUGAAGAAGAAGGCUAUGAAGGCGGUAGCUGCCAAGGUCGUCCUGGCCGCCCGCGCAGAUACUAGCCAUACCAAUCCCGACGGUGCUUAUGGUGAAGAGCUACGAGGUCAAUGCUUAGAACGACUGGACAAGAUGACAGCCCCUCCGCCCAACAAAGGUCAACGAGCACUUCCUGCGCCGGAUGACAAGCCGUCGCGUAAGCGUGGUGGCAGACUGGCCCGUAAUGCCAAGGCAGCCGUUGCCAUGACCGAACUAAGGAAGGCCCAGAACCGUAUGGUCUUUGGCAAGGAGGAGAAGGAGACUGACUACGGCAUUGGUGAUGGUACUGUGGGUAUGGGCAUGAUAGGCCAUGCUCAGGAGGGCAGGAUUCGCGCUACUCAAAUCGAUAACAAGACGCGUGCAAAGCUGAGCCAGAAGAACAAGGGAUGGGGAGCAAUAGACCCUAUCGGCGCCGCAGGAACUGCCUCCUCCUUAGCAUUCACCCCUGCUCAGGGUAUCGAGCUUGUCGACCCCAAGGUUCAAGCUGAACUCAAGCGCAAGCGGGCAGCAGAGGACGACCGUUACUUCAAGAGUGGUGCCUUCACCCAGGUCGGUGGAACCAAUAGCCAGCCUCCCAGCAAGAAAGUUGAUGUGGGAGCUGGCAGAAUGUUACCUCCGCCAUUGCCUGCCAAGAGAUAG